CCACUCGAAGGCGACUUUGCAAGCUAAUCAAUUAGCUGGCGAUUAACAUUUACAGCCCUUAAGCAGAGCGAUAAGUUGUCUUGCAACGUGCUGCGACCAAGGUGCGAUCAGUUGUUUGCUCAGCUUUGGUACGUGCACAUCGUCGACAUGGUUUAUCGUUUCAUCGUCCUGUUUAUACUUCUUUGGUGCAGUUGCAGCAAUGCGAUUCCUGCAACUACUGGCAAUGGUCGUAUUAUGGGCGGCAGUGAAGAGAGCAUAUACAAUGCCCCCUGGCAGGUGUCCAUUCAAGUCAGUGCACGUCAUGUCUGCGGUGGCGCCAUCUACAGCAAGGAUAUUAUCAUCACAGCAGCCCACUGCGUUCAGGACACAUCUGUGACAUUAAUGCAGGUGCGAGUGGGUGCCAAUUACCACAACUCCGGAGGCCGUUUGAUUCCUGUUGGUGCCUACAUGAUUCAUGAGCAGUACAACAAGCAGUUUAAGUACUUCGACAUUGCUCUUAUACGUCUGGCCACUCAACUCACCUACAGCUUGUCCGUAAAGGCAAUUGGUCUGGCUACCGUAAGUCCCACAGCUGGAGCUAGUGUCUCGGUCAGCGGUUGGGGCUACCUACAGCCGAACGGCGCCGAUGGCUUUGCCAGCAGUCUGCAAGUGGUGCAACUUAAUGUUAUAGAGCGGAAUGAGUGCGCCUCGGCUAAAUACGGCUACGGAUGGGACUUUGUGGGUGACGAAAUGAUUUGUGCAGCAGCUCCGAAUAAAGACGCCUGCACUGGGGACUCCGGUGGUCCGAUGGUUUCCGAGAAAUUGCUGGCGGGCAUUAUCGCCUGGGGAUAUGGCUGUGGUCAGCUCAAUUAUCCAGGCGUAUAUGUUGAUGUGGCAGUUCUUCGACCUUGGAUAAUUAAGACUGCAAAUUCGAUUUGAUAUAUUUUUAAUCAAGAUGGGUCAUAAUUAUUGUGAAAUAAAGUCCAAUUUGUGAAUGUAUUUGAACUUAAAUUUGAAUUGGGUAGAAAGGAUAAAAAAUAUUUGAAUAUUUAAAAUAUGUUUUGGAAAGUGUAAAAGUAUUUUAUUCUCAAACUUCUUUUUAUAUUGAAAUAUUUAUAAGAAAAUAUGUAAAACUCAAUAUGAAAACCUACAAAACAUUUCUGUGUAUGCACAUUUAAAUGUUCAUUCAAAAUAAUCAAUUGCUAAAGUUACAAAAUACAAAAUCUUUAAAAUAGUUUUAUAGACCGCAUAACGCCCCACAGGUGGAAUCGAACCACUUCGAUUAUUAGUCGACUACGGAUUUGAAGUCCGCACCCCGGACCACCAAAGAUCAGCGAGGCACUCGAAAUUUGUAAAUAACAAUAUUUAAAAGCGCAUCUUGCUUAAUAAGCACUUGGGAAUUACAAGCAAUUUUCAUAAAACGGGAAAAAAUUAUUUGAAAACCUUUUAACUUUUAUUUAAUUUAAGAACUUGGUGACAAAUGCAUUUGGAAUGAUAAACUAUGUUAAACAAAAGUAUCAAAAUAUAUGGGAGUAGCAAAAUACAAGGCAUAUUUAAAAUUAAUCUCGCUUAUGAACGCAAUCGAAAACAGUUACAAGUCAUCUUUAGUGUGACCUGAUC
Messenger RNA from Drosophila sulfurigaster albostrigata, 1599 nucleotides. Its product is annotated as trypsin iota. Lineage: Eukaryota; Metazoa; Arthropoda; Insecta; Diptera; Drosophilidae. The transcript has a single exon. Bases 148 to 918 code for a protein of 256 amino acids. Gene Ontology annotation, molecular function: serine-type endopeptidase activity. Gene Ontology annotation, biological process: proteolysis. The record is from RefSeq and is a predicted model, not a curated record.